AAAGAGGAGGGGAAUUUUGUAGCUAGCUACUAGGGUUUGCUUGCUCAUCGCCUCCUCCCCUCCCCAUCGGCUAGGGCUAGCUAUGAUCCCCAACUCGUCGUCCCCUCCCCUCCUCGUACUCUGAAUCUUCUUCGCAAUCGAAUUCGGAUUCGAUUGGGAGGGGAACAAAUCCACCGCACCCACCCCGCGCCGCCCUACAUACUAUGGUUCACGCCCCGCGCCGCCCAUCGCCGUCGUCCUCCUCGCCGAUGCUCCGCAAGAACCUCCGCGCGCUCGGCCCCGGCUUGAAUCCCUUCGCUCCCUUCGGCAUGGGCAACUACUCCCUUGCUUCCUCCUCCCGCUAAUCAUCUCCUCGAAUCCUCUCCUCCGAUUCCGAUCUCUGCCCCUCGAUUUCUGCUGCUGCUGCUGAUAAAUCCCGUCCCGGCUGCUUCCUCGCUCGCGAAUCGCCUCCUCCUGUCUGUUUCCUUGCUCCAUUGGUUUGGAUCUGAGAGCCGUCGCGGGCUACAAGAACAGCAUGGUGCAGGUGCGCAGGUCGCUCAGCAUGAGCCGCCUCCGGGGCUGCCACGCCGCUGAUGACCGCGGCUGGAACCCGCUCCAUGUUGCCGCUCGCAAGGGAGACCUCAUGGAGGUCCGACGUCUCCUGGAUGAGGGGAUGGACGUCAAUGCACCUGCAUGGGGACCGAAAUCUCCAGGUGCUACCCCGCUCCAUCUGGCUGCUCAGGGCGGGCAUGUUAAAAUCAUGGAUGAACUACUGGAGCGUGGUGCAAAUAUUGAUGCUCGAACAAAAGGGGCCUGCGGCUGGACACCUCUACACAUUGCUGCCAAGGAAAGGAACAAGAAAGCUGUGAGAUUCCUGAUUGAGAAUGGUGCAUUCCUGCCUCCUGAGAUGAACGAUCACAGGUUCAAUCCUCCCCUCCAUUACUGCUCUGGAUUAGAAUGGGCCUAUGAGAUGAAGCGCAUGCAAGACGAGAGUGACUCCCCUGGCGAGACCUCCUUAAGCUCGGAUGACUAGAUGGAAAGCAGGUGCAUUGGGAGGGGAUGCAGUUUGAGAAGAUGGAUCGAGUCAACAUCACAGCGAGUGGUUAUUCUUGAAUUGUAUGCGCAUCAUCAUUGAGCUGCUUGAUGUCCCAGAAAUUGCCACGUUGGCAAGUACAAUGCAUGUAGUCUGCUGCUUUGAAUGAUUGUUGUCGGAUGAUACCGUACAUGUACUCUGCUGGAAGGGUCCUUGUACUCUGUUAUUGCGCUGUAUUCUUGUGCAUUUGUACCGGUACGUGUAUGCACAUGUCAAGAUACGUGUGAACAUGUUGAUAUGCCCAUCUGGUUAAUCAUUAAUUUUGGUCGGUUCCUAGUU
This is a messenger RNA of Panicum hallii, 1351 nucleotides long. Its product is annotated as phytochrome-interacting ankyrin-repeat protein 2-like. Gene Ontology annotation, molecular function: protein binding. The transcript is spliced from 3 exons. The record is from RefSeq and is a predicted model, not a curated record. Lineage: Eukaryota; Viridiplantae; Streptophyta; Magnoliopsida; Poales; Poaceae. Bases 515 to 1012 code for a protein of 165 amino acids.